AUGUGUAAUAAAACAUUGAAAGAUGUACUAGAGGAAAGACCGUGUGCACAAAGAUGCGAACAUGGUACCUACGACAUUAAAAAAAUAUGUCAUUGUCAACAGGGAUAUGGUGGUCAAUGUUGUCAAACAGAUUUGGAUGAAUGCAUUUCUUCUCCUUGUAAACAUGGGUUAUGUAAAGAUCAUUUGAAUGGUUAUACGUGCACUUGUCAAGCUGGAUUUACAGGAACUUAUUGUGAAAUUGAUAUAAAUGAAUGCAAAUCAUCUCCGUGUCACCACGGAACUUGUCAAGAUAAUAUCAAUGGGUAUUCCUGCACGUGUAAUCCUGGAUACACUGGAACCAUCUGUGAUAUUGAUAUAAAUGAAUGCAAUUCAUCUCCUUGUCACACCGGAACCUGUCAAGACAAUAUUAACGGAUAUUCCUGCACAUGUAAUCCUGGAUACACGGGCACUAACUGUGACCUGGACAUAAACGAAUGCAAUUCGUCUCCUUGUCACCAAGGUACCUGUCAAGAUAAUAUUAACGGAUAUUCUUGCACAUGUAAUCCUGGAUACACGGGCACUAACUGUGACCUGGAUAUUGAUGAGUGUGGUUCUAAUCCGUGUGACCAUGGGAUAUGUCAGGACCAAAUAAACGGAUAUUUGUGUACUUGUACAAAAGGAUACACGGGAGACAACUGUGAAACAGAUAUCGAUGAAUGCAAACCAUCACCAUGUCAUCAUGGUACUUGUCUUGAUCAUAUCAAUAGAUAUUCUUGCACGUGUGAUCCUGGAUAUACCGGAAGUGAGUGCAAGUUGGAUUUGGAUGAAUGUCUUUCAUCACCAUGUAAAAAUGGCACUUGCCAGGAUCACGUUAAUAGAUAUACAUGCACCUGUAAUGUUGGAUUUACUGGAAAUAACUGUGAAAAUAAUUUUGAUGAAUGCGUAUCAUCACCAUGUAAGCAUGGAACCUGUCAAGAUCACGUAAAUGGUUAUACAUGUGUCUGCAAUGUCGGAUUUACUGGAAUUAACUGUGAAAAUAAUUUGGAUGAAUGCGUAUCAUCACCAUGUAAACAUGGUUCCUGCCAAGAUCAUGUAAAUGGAUAUACAUGUGCCUGUAAUGCCGGAUUUACUGGAAAUAACUGUGAAAAUGAUUUGGAUGAAUGCGUAUCCUUACCAUGUAAACAUGGUACUUGUCAAGAUCACGUAAAUGGUUAUACAUGUUUCUGUAAUGCCGGAUUUACUGGAAAUAAUUGUGAAAACAUCAUAAAUGAGUGUUCCUCCUCUCCUUGUAAACAUGGACAGUGUCAGGAUCAAAUCAAUGGAUAUUCUUGUAGUUGUAAUACAGGAUAUGCUGGAAUUAACUGUGAAGAUGUAUUGUAUGAGUGUAUUGGCAUGGAUAACUACUGCGUUCAUGGUCAGUGUUACAACACAUCAGAGAGUCAACUGGUUUGUCAUUGUCACAAUGUAUACACAGGAGAUUAUUGUGACAAAAUGAAACCAUGGAUCGCUGUUAUGAUAACGCUGGUUGUUUUAGGUGUUUCAACUGUUGCAGUUAGUCUUGUGUGGAUUCAUUAUCCGGUGUUGAAAUUGAAGUUUAUGAAUAGAUUUCGCCCUAAAGUCAAGGAUUCAACACAAUUGCAAGAUUCAGGACAAAGACCAGCAAACUCGAAGAGAAUAGCCUACUGCUAA
Mytilus trossulus (common blue mussel) is the source of this 1668-nucleotide messenger RNA. RefSeq names its product fibropellin-1-like. Gene Ontology annotation, molecular function: calcium ion binding. The coding region runs from base 1 to 1668 and encodes 555 amino acids. The record is from RefSeq and is a predicted model, not a curated record. Lineage: Eukaryota; Metazoa; Mollusca; Bivalvia; Mytilida; Mytilidae. The transcript has 15 exons.